Messenger RNA from Lipotes vexillifer (Yangtze River dolphin), 663 nucleotides. Its product is annotated as IQ domain-containing protein H-like. The coding region runs from base 44 to 553 and encodes 169 amino acids. The record is from RefSeq and is a predicted model, not a curated record. The transcript is spliced from 6 exons. NCBI's taxonomy places the organism in Eukaryota, Metazoa, Chordata, Mammalia, Artiodactyla, Lipotidae.
AGAUCUCGCCUCCUCUGGGAGGCAGCCCCGCCCGGCUGUAGGCAUGGCCGAGGAGACGGAAAACUACGACCCCAUCGGAUCCAUAUUAAUCCAGGUCCAUGAAGAACUUUAUCAAUUAAAGGAGAAAUUAACAAAAUUCCCACUUGAGGAAAAAGGCGAAACUCUUGACAUUCAGAAUCUUGAAACAGCAAUCAAAAGGACUGAAAUGGGGUUAAAAAUUCACAUCGAGAAGUAUUUAAAUGUUGUACACCAACAUGUUUUAACAACUCCUAUUGAUGAUAACUUAUAUUCUUCUUGUGCUUCCAAAUGGUUGCUUCCAGCUGUAAUUGAUCAGAAAUCAUUUAUUUUCCCUCUGGAAUCUGAGGGGAAACUUUGGCAACCCCCAAGACAGCACAGUUCACUUCCACAUGCCUUUCCAAGAGUAAAGAGAAAGACAGGGUUGAAUAUAAAAAUCAUGCAGGAUCCUGAAAACAUCCACCACAGAGCUGCUGUAAAUGCGACCUAUGGAAUCAGUUUGCCAUAUAUUAAUCAGAGAAAAGCAUGUGUAUUUUAAGUAUGAGAGAACAAGGAUUGAUUCCACCAACAGCAAGAAUUACCUUUCAGAAUCCACCCAUUACACCCAGAGCGGCUCCUCUGCAUAGUUUUGAUGAAGCACAUAAGAUU